Punica granatum (pomegranate) is the source of this 1486-nucleotide messenger RNA. The record is from RefSeq and is a predicted model, not a curated record. Lineage: Eukaryota; Viridiplantae; Streptophyta; Magnoliopsida; Myrtales; Lythraceae.
ACGUCUUCUGGUGUUUGUUGCUGUUGGAGUUUGCCCUGGACCCUUUUCACCGACUACUGUUCUCCUCCCCCACCCAUCCUCCAUAAAUCGGCAUCACCUGCUCCAUCCUACAUCGGUGGUGAGAGCUUUCAUUGAUCAGCUUCUUCAUCAUCAUCUUCUUCUUCUUGGUGUUUGUGAGGUGGUACCCAGAGGAAGAAGCAGGUGGAGGACAGAGGGGUGGGAGAAUAUGGCGGCAGUGAAGAGGAUCAAGUUGGGGUCUCAGGGCUUCGAGGUCUCCGCUCAGGGCCUCGGCUGCAUGGGCAUGUCCGGCUGCUACGGCCCCCCGAAGUCCGAGUCCGACAUGAUCGCCCUCAUCCAUCACGCCGUCGACAGCGGCAUCACCUUCCUCGACACCUCCGAUAUCUACGGCCCUCACACCAACGAGAUUCUCCUCGGCAAGGCGUUGAAGGGGAUAAGGGACAGAGUCCAAUUAGCCACCAAAUUUGGGGCUUAUUUUGAAGGCGGGAAGGGGAACAUCCGUGGAGACCCAGCCUACGUGAGGACAGCCUGCGAGGGCAGCUUGAAGCGGCUCGAUAUCGAUUGUAUUGACCUCUACUACCAGCACAGGAUCGAUACUCAAGUACCCAUCGAAGUGACGACUGGGGAGCUGAAGAAACUCGUUGAGGAGGGGAAAAUAAAAUACAUCGGUCUGUCUGAGGCCUCUGCCUCAACUAUCAGAAGGGCCCACGCCGUUCAUCCAAUAACUGCUGUUCAGUUGGAGUGGUCACUGUGGUCGAGAGAUGUGGAGGAAGAUAUAAUUCCCACAUGCAGGGAACUGGGGAUUGGGAUUGUGGCAUACAGUCCUCUGGGACGAGGGUUCUUCUCUUUGGGCUCAAAACUGGUUGAGAACUUGUCGAAUGAUGACUUCAGAAAGCAUCUCCCAAGGUUCCAACCCGAAAACUUGGAGCACAAUAAAAAGUUAUUCGAUAGAGUGAACGACAUCGCACACAGGGAAGGGUGCACUCCAUCACAGCUAGCCCUCGCGUGGGUCCACCACCAGGGGGAUGACGUGUGCCCCAUCCCUGGGACCACCAAGAUAGAUAACCUUAAACAGAACAUUGGAGCCCUGUCCGUCAAACUGACAUCAGAAGAAAUGGCAGAGCUUGAAUCCAUUGCAGCACCUGAUAACGUGAAGGGUGAAAGGUACAUGUCAGAUGUUGCCACAUGGAAGAAUUCAGAGACGCCGCCCAUGUCCUCAUGGAAAGCUGCCUAAGAGGAGAUCAUUGAUCUGUACCAGGGUGAGUCAACUAUCAAGUUUGUGAAAUCAUAAUGCGUAAUUGUGUGCUGGUUUAGAAUAAUGUUGUGGUUUGAGCCGAAAGCCAACUUCUCCAGAUGAUGUUUUUGGCCUGAAAUAAUGCAAUAGGAAAAUACGGGAGUUACUGGUUCGGAAUGAAAUACUAGUCAAGCUACUUUCUAAAUGUGCUAAUCCAAGUUAUUUACUGCUACA